This is a messenger RNA of Botrytis deweyae, 1848 nucleotides long. RefSeq lists its product as uncharacterized. Gene Ontology annotation, biological process: cellular response to iron ion starvation; reductive iron assimilation. Lineage: Eukaryota; Fungi; Ascomycota; Leotiomycetes; Helotiales; Sclerotiniaceae. The record is from RefSeq and is a predicted model, not a curated record. Gene Ontology annotation, cellular component: high-affinity iron permease complex. The transcript is spliced from 5 exons. Gene Ontology annotation, molecular function: copper ion binding; ferroxidase activity. The coding region runs from base 1 to 1848 and encodes 615 amino acids.
AUGGCAAUUUCUCUAUCAUUUUUCCCCAUCUUAUCGGCGCUGCUUCUUGCAUUUUCCCUCCUCGCAGAAGCAGCGACGGUUACUUAUGACUUCAACAUUACUUGGGUACGAGCAAAUCCCGAUGGCGCUCAUGAACGUCCAACCAUUGGCAUUAAUGGACAAUGGCCAUUGCCUAUUAUAAGGGCAAAUGUUGGGGAUCAAGUAAUUGUUAACGUUGAUAAUCAACUUGGCAAUCAAACUACAACACUUCAUUUUCACGGUCUUUUCAUGAAUGGCAGUACUCAUAUGGAUGGACCUGCACAAGUAUCUCAAUGUGGAAUUCCCUCUGGUUCACAAUUUGUUUACAAUUUUACUGUUAACCAGCCAGGUACUUACUGGUAUCAUUCCCACGACAGAGGGCAAUAUCCAGAUGGACUUAGAGCGCCAUUCAUUGUCACGGAUCCAGACUUUCCAUAUGCGGAUGAUGUUGACGAGGAAUUUGUCCUCUCGGUCUCAGACUGGUACCACGAGGAGAUGCAAGUCUGGAUUCCUAAGUUUAUCGGAGUUGCAAACCCAACUGGAGCGGAGCCUGUUCCUCAAGCCGUUCUUCUAAAUGAUACUCAAAACCUUACUCUAUCCGUACAACCCGGGAAGACCUACCUAUUUCGCAUGGUCAAUAUUGGUGCUUUCGCUGGCCAGUACAUUUGGUUCGAAGGCCACAAUAUAACCAUUGUCGAAGUUGAUGGCGUCUAUACUGAAAAGGCAGAGGCAGAAUCUAUAUAUAUUGCUGCAGCUCAGAGAUACAGCUUUUUACUCACCACCAAGAAUGACACUUCGGCGAACUCUGCUUUUGUCACAAGCAUGGAUACGUCCCUUUUUGACACAAUUCCUGACGGCUUGAAUUGGAACGGCACGGGAUGGCUGGUCUAUGACGAUAAUAAAGCCCUCCCGGAUGCCGCAUUUGUUGACGAAUAUAACGAUUUCGAUGAUUUCAAUCUAGUACCUUACGAUCGCAUGGCGCUACUUCCAGAACCUGAUCAGGUUAUUAGUCUCGAUGUAGUCAUGGACGUGCUUGGAAAUGGUAAACCAUAUGCAUUCUUCAACAAUAUUACAUAUGUUUCCCCCAAGGUUCCCACCCUAUAUUCAGUUAUGUCCACUGGAGAUGAUGCUGCAAAUGCUGCUGUUUAUGGAGAGUUCACUCACUCUUUUGUUCUUAAUUACCAACAAACAAUUGAAAUCGUCGUAAACAACCUUGACUCCGGCAAACAUCCUUUCCAUCUCCACGGUCACAACUUUCAAGUAAUCCAGAGAUCCGAUGAAGAUGCUGGCACAUUCGACUCUACCAACACAACAGAGACAUCCUUUCCAGCUGUUCCCAUGCGUCGCGACACAGUCGUUCUUCGUCCAUCCGGCUACCUCGUUCUCCGUUUCCAAUCCGACAACCCGGGAGUUUGGCUCUUCCACUGCCACAUCGAAUGGCACGUCGACCAGGGUCUCAUCGCAACCAUGAUCGAAGCCCCUCUGGAGCUCCAAAAAUCUCUCACUAUCCCAAAGGAUCACAUCACGGCUUGCCAAGCUCGUGGUGUACCAUAUGCAGGUAAUGCGGCUGGUAAUACGGAAGAUUACUUGGAUCUGAAAGGUGCCAAUGUAGCCCCUGGCCCGCUGCCUGCAGGUUUUACGGCAAAGGGAAUUGUAGCUAUGGUGUUUAGUUGCUUGGCUGCGCUUUUGGGUCUAGCUACCAUUACGUGGUAUGGGCUUGCUGAGAUGGGGGAUGCGGAUAAGGAGGCGGAGAAGAAAAGAUUGGCGGGAGAUGGAAGUGAGAGUCGUGAAGGCGUUUUUGUUCCGGAGAGUGUUAUGGUGGAGAAGUAA